UCGAAUUCAGAACCGGUUCUUGGAGAGAUAGUGUACGGAUUCCUUGUCCUGAUUGGUAUUACAGAGAGAGGAUAGGUACAUUCUUGGAUCAAUCUCUCUAUUGGAUUGUGUACCGGUCUAAUGUAGACCGGUUCAUCCUUUGCUUUAAUCUCUCAACCGAUGAAUACCGGAAAUUACCUCUCCCGGUUUACAAUCAAGGUGUCACGUGUUCUUGGUUAGGCGUUACAGGUCAAAAACUUUGCAUUACAGAGUAUGGACCAUGCGAGGAGAUUUGGAUUUCGGUUAUGGAGAAAACGGGGUCAUGGAACAAGAUUCUAAGCCUUUUAUUGUCGAAUUUGAUCACCAUGCAAGACUGUUUCUACGAUUAUCAAAUCGAGUUCGUGUCGUUUACGAAAAGGAACGAUAUUGUCGUGACAUUCACUGGGUAUUACGACGAUGUUGAGAGGGAAGAUGAAAAAAGUGUGAAGAAAAAGAUGUUCUUAUACAAAACUGGUGACAAUACAUUUCAAGAAAUCCGGUUUUGUAACUCUAUAGCUGGGUUUAGGUUUCACAGUGAAUAUGUGGAGACUCCGGUGAUUACUGAUCGUGUAUUUAUAUGAAACAAAGAAAAAUGUAACAUUAGAUGUGUG
Eruca vesicaria subsp. sativa (arugula) is the source of this 629-nucleotide messenger RNA. The record is from the annotation of a GenBank genome assembly. NCBI's taxonomy places the organism in Eukaryota, Viridiplantae, Streptophyta, Magnoliopsida, Brassicales, Brassicaceae.